Molecule: messenger RNA, 606 nt
Organism: Cryptococcus amylolentus CBS 6039
Lineage: Eukaryota; Fungi; Basidiomycota; Tremellomycetes; Tremellales; Cryptococcaceae
Exons: 4
Coding region: 1-606 (201 amino acids)
Biological process (GO): DNA-templated transcription initiation; RNA polymerase II preinitiation complex assembly
Cellular component (GO): transcription factor TFIID complex; SAGA complex
Molecular function (GO): protein heterodimerization activity; RNA polymerase II general transcription initiation factor activity; transcription coactivator activity
Source: RefSeq, a predicted model, not a curated record
AUGGCACAGACAGUCCCGAACAUCCCUCGCGACGGGCGUCUGAUAUCGCUCAUCCUCGCAUCCAAAGGCAUAGAAGACGCAGACGAACGAGUCAUACACCAGCUCCUUGACUUUUCAGCAAGAUAUACAGCAGAUGUCCUCUCUUCUUCCCAAACUCUGUCCGACCACGCUGCAAGAACAGGCGCCAGCUCGAACAGAAUCGAGAAGGACGACGUUGAGCUUGCUAUAAAAAUGAGAAAGCUUUAUGAAUUCUUCGAGGCGCCUCCGCGAGAUUAUCUCGCGACUCUGGCACACGAGCUCAACUCUCAUCCCCUUCCCAUCCUGCCAGAAACAUUCGACAUCAUCCGUCUUCCUCCGCCCCACCAACGAUUGGCAGAGGUCAACUUUGAUAUUGUCCCUGAUGUCGAGGUGGCGUAUUUGGAAGAGGAGGACGAUGAGAGUGACGAGGAGAGGGAAUGGGAUGAGCAGAAUGGAGAAGAGGCCAAGGCCGAGGAAGACGAUGGGGAUGAGGAGGAAAUGGAAGAGGUUGGGGUAGAAGGUCCGUCACUUAUGGAGCCUACGGCUCCUACCAGGCAGGUCGACGUGGAUGAGGAUUACGACAUGUAA